UUUUCAAAAAUUUAUUUAUUUUAUUUUUGGCUGCAUUGGGUCUUCGUCGCUGCGUGCGGGCUUUCUCUAGUUGUGGUGAGUGGGGGCUACUCUUCGUUGCGGUGCAUGGGCUUCUCAUUGCGGUGGCUUCUCUUGUUGCAGAGCACGGGCUCUAAGUACACAGGCUCAGUAGUUGUGGCUUGCAGGCUCUAGAGCACAGGCUCAGUAGUUGUGGUGCACGGGCUUAGUUGCUCUGCAGCAUGUGACAUCUUCCUGGACAGGGCUCGAACCAGUCUCCCCUACGUUGGCAGGCGGAUUCUUAACCACUGCACCACCAGGGAGACCCUCAUUGUAGCUCUAUUUAUAAUAGCCAGGUCAUGGAAGCAACCUAAAUGCGCAUCGACAGAUGAAUGGAUAAAGAAGAUGUGGUGCAUAUAUACAAUGGAAUAUUACUCAGCCAUAAAAAAGGAACGAAAUUGGGUCAUUUGUAGAGACAUGGACAUGGAUGGACCUAGAGACUGUCAUGCAGAGUGAAAACCUGCUGACAUGACUGAUCAUGGGGAUGAUGAGCUGUCCUCUAGGACAGGGAGUCCAGACGAGGAAGGUCGGGUCCCUGAGGAGAGAUCCUUGCUGCAUCAGAGUCUGGCCGUCAAGGAACUCAUCGACACCGAGGUCUCCUACUUAAACGUGCUCCAGCUCUGUGCCUCGGACAUUAGGAGCCACCUGCAGCAGCUGCCGCAGGGAGAUCUGGAUGUCCUGUUCUCAAAUAUCGAUGAUAUCAUCAAGGUGAACAGCAAAUUGCUUCAUGAUCUGCAGGAGACAGCCGCCAGGGAAGAGGAACAAGUGCAGCUGAUUGGCAACUUAUUCCUGGAAUUCCAAGAGGAGUUGGAGCAAGUCUAUAAAGUGUACUGUGCCAGCUAUGAACAGGCCUUGCUGCUGGUGGAGGCCUACCGGAUGGAGCCACGGCUGCAGCGGGAGAUCCAGGACACCAUUGAGGCAGUGCUGCCUCAAGCUGGAUCCUCAGGCCUCAGUUUCUUGCUGGUAAUUCCUUUGCAGAGGAUUACCAAAUACCCAUUGCUGCUGCAGAAAAUUCUGGAGAACACACUCCCUGAUGCCAGUGCCUACCCUGUCCUUCAGAGGGCUACCUCUGCCCUCCAGGACGUGGUCACCAACAUCAAUGAGUACAAGAGGCGCAAAGAAGUGGCCUCCAAGUACACCAAGGUGGAGCAUCUGAGCCUCCGGGAGCGAUUGGCCCGCAUCAAUAUGCACACCCUUUCCAAGAAGACCACCCGGCUGGGCCAGCUGCUGAAGCAGGAGGCGGGGCUCGUACCCAAGACAGAAGACAAGGAAUUUGAUGACUUAGAAGAGAGUUUCCACUGGGUGUCGCUGUGUGUGACUGAGCUGAAGAACAAUGUGGCUGUGUACCUGGAUAAUUUGGAGGCUUUCCUCCGCUUCCGGCCCCAGGAAUAUGAUCUGGACAUCCCUGGGGGGCCUGUGGUACAGUACUGUUACCUGGCAAGAGACCUGCAGCUCCAGGCCUUCCCUGAGUUUAAGCAGCGGCUGGAAGCCCUGGUGUGGCAGCCAUUGUGCAGCCUGGCCAAAGCCUUGGCCGGCCCUCAGAAUCUGAUCAAGAAGCGUCUGGACAAACUACUGGACUUUGAGAGGGUGGAAGAGAAGCUGUUGGAGGUGGGCAGCAUGACCUAUGAGGAAGAGGCGGCCCGGCACAUGUACGAGGCACUCAACUCCCUGCUAGUGGCUGAGCUCCCACAGUUUAAGCAGCUGGCUGUGCGGUGGCUGGGCCAGAUCCUGUGCACAUUUGUGACCCUCCAGAGGGACCUUGCAAAGCAAGUGCUGCAGAGAGCAGAGGGCAGUUUGGCCCAGCUUCCCCACCACCACCUCUCUGAUCCAGCCUUCAGGAAGCUGGUGGAGGAUGCACUGGGCCAGACCAGUCAUCAGCUUCACGCCUUUCAAGAGAACUUCGAGAAAGUGCUGCCACCUCCCACCACACAACCACUCCUUCCAGGGGCUGAACACCAGGUGCAGGCUCUCCUGAGCAGGUAUGGCCCAGGAAAGCUGUACCAGGUGACAAGCAACAUCAGCGGGUCUGGGACUCUGGACCUGACUUUGCCUCGGGGCCACGUCGUAGCCCUCCUUCAGGACAAGGACACCAAAGGCAACAGCAGCCGAUGGCUGGUGGACACUGGAGGACAUCGAGGGUACGUGCCAGCUGGGAAACUGGAGCUGUACCACGUGGUCCCCCGUGAGGAGGAGUUCAGAGGGCAGGCGAGGCCUCACAGGGACUCCCAACGUCAGACACCAGAGCCCACCUUGGCCUCUGUCCCUUCUGUCCCAGCAGUGACCCAGGUGGUGGCAGUGUACCCCUUUGUGGCCAGAAGCAGCCAUGAAGUGAGUCUGCAGGCAGGCCAGCAGGAGUCGCUGGCUUCCUCCACCAGGACCUACCUUCCAGCGUGGAAAAGUCAUUUUAGGAUCUGUUGUGGUAGGGCAGAGACUCAAAUACCUGGACUGGUGGGUAAGGAAAGAACUGGAUUCCACUCCUGGCAACAUCCCGAGGAGCUGGGUUCCUUAACAAUCCACUCACUUAACCUUGUUCUUCUGUUUUCUUAUCAGUAAUUUUUGAACUUAUGUUUUCUGUUUUUCUCAUCUGUAAAAUGGGUACAAUUCCUGUUCUGACAGGGUGAGUGAGAGGAUUAAAUGAAACACUUGUGAAUGGUGGCGGAUCGCAACAGGAGCAUCACGGCUGUGCAGGGAGGAAAUAUGUGAACUCUGACCACUAGGUGGCAGCAGGGCUCUAGGAAUCACCUGAGAUUGGGCUGGGAGGCGCCACCUCAGCAAAUUGAAACGCCCAGGGUGCUGGGCAGGUGGUUCAAAUGAGAGGAAGGGCCAGGUGAAAGACAUUAGGGAGUGGCAGGGACUGUGGUGGACCACAGCAUACAUAUUCCAUCUAAGGAGCUUGCAGCUUCUUGGCUUCAACCAGUGUUGCCACAUCAGAAUGAGGGCCCAGUGGUGCCAGAGAUUCUGAUUUUUCAAGAGAAGCCAGAAACCAGGGUUUUGUUUUGAUUUUUGAUGUGAAAUCUGUGUGGAGAUUGUGUGGGUCACAACAGGUCCCCCUUUUUGCAUCUUCUGCCACAGAGUGUGGGUUGGCUGCCCUGGUAGAGAAUCUCCUCUGAAGAAUUAGCUUCACAUCUGUUUUCUGUGAAAUGCCGUCAUGUGUCUCCACUUCACUCACUACUUCAUUAGAUGUUAAUUUUCCUUCCUUGGAUCUCUGGGGAGAACUGUUUCGUUUUCUGCUAUUGUUACUAUUGUUGUCAUCAAACAUUUAUUCAAUCGUGGGCCAUAUUUUCUGACCACCCAUGAGGCUCUCCAUAGUACCUAUUUCACAAGGUUCUUUUGAGGAAUAAAUGAGGUACUGAUAUAAUAUCGCUUAGCCCAGCACCUGGCUCAUUAGCACUCAAUAAAUAUUAUUAUGGGGACUUUAGAAAAGAUGGCAUGACAUUUGGAGGAAGGUUUGCAGGGCCUGCCUUUCUCUCUAUAUUUGGGAUGGUGACAAGGCCUGGCUACUCCCUUAUGUAGAUGAAGCCCCCUGGUUCCGGCUCCUGAGGGCCUAGUAGAGGUUGGAUACAGCCCUUCCCUCAGAGGCUGCUGUCACACCCCAAAAGCAUUCCUGGGACUUUCCCUUGUCCGGUUCUCUGGUGCUGCGUCUGGGUCAGGGUGGGCAGAUUUCCCCAUCCAGGGCAAUCCCAACCUUGGGCAGGAGUGGCCCAGAUUCUCCUGCCUCUCCCCAGCGAGAGGGCUUUCUGCAGUCCAUUGCACCCGGACAAGUCAGGCAGGUACUCAGGCAAUAAUCAGGCAUGCAGAUGCGCUGGAGCAGCAACUCUGGUCAGAGGCUCAGGGCCCUUUACAUCCAGGAGCAUCUUCUCAGGGUGUUCCAAGGGGACCCAGCAGCUUUGGGGACAACGACUCCUUGCUGGAGGCUCCACUGGCAGAUUCAGGAACAAGGAGAGGGUGAGAUCAGAUUUGUCCUUGAGGGCUCUGACUUAUGCUGGGCUCAGGAGCACCAGCUAAUGCUGUUCAGUUAGGUCUCAGGCCACCACCAUGCUUCCAGGAUACCUCAGGGUGGUUCUGGGUUCCCUGUUUGGGACCAUUUGCCUGUCUUCAGGGGUCUGGGCAUCCUUGAGGCCUGUGAGUAGAGAGAGAGCUCAGUGGCUGCAGGUUUGGGACAGCCCUGAGCCUUAGGAGGAUUGGGCCAGAGUGGGCAUAGGACUUGCAUCCACCCCUUCUGAGCAGCUCACAUCUCAGAGGUUGGUUAUUUGCUUGCUUGCUCUCACAUUUUUUCCCUGCCCAGCUCAGCUCUGUACUUCAGGGAACUACACUGCCCAGGCUCCUUUGUUCUCUGGUUUUCUGGUGGGUUUGUCCAAUGGGAGGCACUGGCAGGGGGAAGGAGGGGAGAACCCAAGGUAUUUCUCCCUCUCUCUGCUUCAGGCAGCAUCUCUGCCUUGGCUGGUCUUCUCCAUGGUUCCCACUUCCACUGGAUGGUCCUUCCCUCUUGGUCUUAGGUCCCGUUGGACAGGCCUGGCUAUACUUCCAGUUUCUGUAAGAUAGCUUCAGAUACUGGGCCUUAAUAACGCUGCCUCUUCCCUGCGUUCCUCCAACCUAAAGACUAGAGUGUCUUUUUGCUGUUGUUAAUCCCUGUGGUGAUUCUAGGAUCUUCUUUCACCUGUGUAACUUCCUCCCUAAGUCCCUCUGUUCACAAGGCAUGGAGUGGUUCUCUCUCUGACUGGACAGUGACUCUUGUGCAGCUCAGCAGCUAGGGAUACAGGGAGGGAGUGGGUAGUAGAGCUGGGGGGCUCCUAGGUACCUCUGCCCCUCAGGCUGCCGAGCCCUCAGAGAAGAUUGGGACCAUCACCAGGUCUGCUGUACCUUCCCUGGGUCAGGGAACAGUCCGGCCCUCCCCGCCCAGAUCUCUUGGAAGUGUCUUCAGCUAUAGACAGCAGCUGAGUGGGUCACGCUCCAGGGUCAGUGGCUGUGAGAAUCUGCCGAGCAGCCCUUGUUUGGGCCAACUGAAGCUGUUCUGCAGGGCCCAGAGAAGGACACAGAGGAGACCCAAGGGCCAUUGUGUGACAGCAGAGCCAGGCUGUGGGCAGGAGGAGAGGGUUGCCUCCUUCCAGCCACAGUGCCUCGAGUCUGGCCCUGGCUCAGGAGGGAUGGUGAGCCCCCGGUCAGUGAGACGGGAAGUGGAGAUGAGGCUUCUGGCCAGGAAAAAGCCUGCUUGUCUUGAUUCUGGGAUCUCUGAUUCCAGGCACAUCAGCAGAGCCUUUGGUCUGGGGAAAGGCUAGUGCACUACUAGCAAUCACCACAGCUUCUGUUCACUUCUCACAGGGCUUUUUGAGGGUUACGUGAGGAAAUCCACUUUACGUGAUUAAUCCAGUGCUGGCACAUAGGAAGCUCUCAAGACCUGCGAACUAAAGAAAAACAAACAAGAAAACACAAAUCGCAACAGCAACCAGGCACUGUGGACCUUAUUCUGUAGGAAUAAGCUGGUGUCUAGUUAGUACUGAGCCCCAGGCCUCUCCCCUGGAGCAGAGCUGGGGCUGGCAACACGGUUCCAGCUGCCAAGGCUAGGAAGAAGGCCGAGUCAGGUGAAGGAGUUGUGAGGUUGGGAGGUCACAGUGAUCUCAGGGCACACUCCCCAGAGACGUGGGGAUGAGCAGUAGGUGUCCAGAACCAUAAUGGGGCACUUGAGGACAGCUAUCACCUUGUGUCCAGGCAGGACAGAGAUCAAGGCUAGGUCAGAAAGCAGGCAGUAGGAUCCCAGUCUUUGGGUUGAGGUUCAAGUACUAGGCCCUGGGGACUUAAGGAUCAGGUCCACUAAAAAUACAAAGAUCCUGGCAAGAGGCAGGAUGGAGAGCUGGACACAGGGACUUCAUUUUGAGCCCCGGGGACCAGAGCUGCUGGAAAUCCUCCCAUCUGAUGACAGGAUUGAACCCAGGGAGCAAGAUGCGUUGGACGUGGGAGAGGGUCUGGGAUGAAGAGGCUGUGGUAAUCAGGAGCCCAGACUUCACAUUGCAAAACGUCCAAAUUCAAAUCCUGACUCCACACUCACCAGCUGUGUGACCUCGUUGAACAAGUUACUUCAUGUCUCUAAAACCUCACUUUCCUCUUUGUGGGUAAACCAGGAAAUAGUCGUACCUCAGAGGGCCGUUGGAAUGUGGAAAUGGGAUCACGCGUGGAGGUUUUGGCAGUCUAGGACAUAUGAGUGCUGCUUAAAUGAUUGAUCCUCGAAGACACAGCUAUUUUUACUGGCUCCCACCUCCUCCAAUGUACUCCUCCUAAGCUUUGCCAGCAGUGACCCCAGCCCGAGUCUUCUCUGGGCUAACACUCCUUGUACUUUCAACCUUUGCUCUAACAUCUGUGUUCCUGACCCUUCACCACCUCAGGCUCUGAAAAAAUAGCCCCUCACUGCCUGAGCUCUUUCCAAACUGAAAGCAAGUGGAUGUCUUAAGAGGCCAAAGGUUGUUCCCCUGGGAAUGUAAUGUGACCACGUCCUCGGAUACUCCCUGGUGAUUAGAGCUCGCCAUCUUGAAUUACUUCAUCUUCAUCCUCCCAAGAAGCUUCUUCACAGCCCCAGGCCAAGCAGUGGAAGACAGCCUUGCUGAUAUGCCUUUGUUUCUGCAACAUUAACUUCAUUCAAACCAAUGAGCAGCCCUGAGAUGUGCAUUGUGGAGGUUAUUUGCCUGAGGAGGGUUGUGGGGCUCAGAGAGCUCCAGCACCUUGCUCAAGAUCACACAGCAAGUUAAUGGCCAAGCUGGAAGCAAGGAUCAAGGCUCCGAACUUCCAGUGCACUACUCUCUUGAAGGAGAUCUGGCUGGGGGCUUGUACAAACCAGCUGUGCCUAAUUCUCCCCAGAACUGCUUUUUCAGCAAGCACCAUCUGUAGUGUCGUAGCUCUCUGUGGGGAGACUCCUCCCGCCUGCUGUCCAGUGCUGCUGUAAUCCUCUGUCCAAGGACCAAGCCUGUGGUGGCUGCAGCAGAACUGGAUGGAUGCUCACGGGACUGCGCACUUGGCUCCAGGGACCUCUGGCCUCAAGGGUGUCUCACACAUGGACAAAAUGAGGUCACCUCUUGUCCUCAUUCCUCUAUGAAAGAUGACAUGAGUGGAGCCAUAUGAAAUAGAGCUGUAGCAGCCAUUCCAGAGGAACUGCCUUCUUACAAGUCCUGUUUUCUAUACCUCUGAACUGGACAAAACCACCAACAUUCCAACUCAGCAGAGAAACCAGAAUGUCCUGUUGAAAGGACUAUCAAUGAUCUUUUACCUAGCGACGCCUUCACCUGACCAGUGAAGUACAAAUCUAGCUUUAUCUCAUCUUUUUAUCAAUGAACACUUCACCUGAUCAAUUACUUGGUCUUACACCAAUAAACUCUUCUUAAAAAAACAGCUUACCUCAAACAAACAAAAAAACAGCUUACCUCAUCUAUCUCUCUUUUUUUCCCAUAAAAAUCCUGAGACCCUUUCGUAUAAUCAGGACACUAUUUGGUUUUCUACCUAAUUCUGUGUACCCCGAGUUGCAGUUCUUUGGUCCCAAAUAAACACCUUGCCUCUGAA
This is a messenger RNA of Lagenorhynchus albirostris (white-beaked dolphin), 7599 nucleotides long. It is a transcript of the gene ARHGEF37, whose product is annotated as Rho guanine nucleotide exchange factor 37. Bases 526 to 2610 code for a protein of 694 amino acids. Gene Ontology annotation, molecular function: protein binding; guanyl-nucleotide exchange factor activity. The transcript is spliced from 16 exons. The record is from RefSeq and is a predicted model, not a curated record. Lineage: Eukaryota; Metazoa; Chordata; Mammalia; Artiodactyla; Delphinidae. Gene Ontology annotation, cellular component: cytoplasm.